Molecule: messenger RNA, 1478 nt
Organism: Pollicipes pollicipes
Lineage: Eukaryota; Metazoa; Arthropoda; Thecostraca; Pollicipedomorpha; Pollicipedidae
Product: potassium voltage-gated channel protein Shab-like
Exons: 2
Coding region: 152-865 (237 amino acids)
Biological process (GO): action potential; potassium ion transmembrane transport; protein homooligomerization
Cellular component (GO): membrane; voltage-gated potassium channel complex
Molecular function (GO): protein binding; delayed rectifier potassium channel activity
Source: RefSeq, a predicted model, not a curated record
CCGGUGAGCGGCGCUGCGCCCGCGGCGACUCGACCGACCGGCACCGUGUCGAGGCAUGCCCGGCGGGGGCGGGGUGAGGCGCGGUGACCAGGCGCCGGCUGCCCGGCCGCUCCGCUAAGGUUCCAGAUAAGCCCAGAGACCUGCCGUCCGGAUGGACCCGCCGGGCGAGGAGGGCGGCGCGCCUGCCGUCAGCCGGCAGAGCAGCGCUGGCGGCGAGCAGCGCAGCGCGGCCGCCACAAUCGCCGCCCUGCGCCGCGAGCUGGCGCAGCCGCCGCCAGAGCCGGCCACCAUCAUCCGGCUCAAGGCCAUGAACAAGCGCGUCGUCAUCAACGUGGGCGGCGUGCGCAAUGAGGUGCUCUGGUCUACGCUGGAGCGGCUGCCGCGUACCCGGCUCGGUAAGCUGAAGGCGUGCAACACGCACGAGGACAUUCUGGGCAUCUGCGACGAGUACUCACUGAUGGAGAAUGAGUUCUUCUUCGACCGGCACCCGCGCUCGUUCUGCAGCAUCCUCAACUUCUACCGGACGGGCAAGCUGCACCUGGUGGAGGAGAUGUGCGUGAUUGCCUUCAGCGAGGACCUCGAGUACUGGGGCAUCGACGAACUGUACCUCGAGUCGUGCUGCCAGCACAAGUACCACACCCGGCGCGAGUACGUCAACGAGGAGAUGAAAAAGGAGGCUGAUUCGCUCAAGACGGGGGAAACGGAGCAGUUCGGCUCCGGCAAAUGGGCCCAGUACCAGAAGUUCCUUUGGGACCUCAUGGAGAAGCCGACCACGUCGCUGGGCGCUCGGGUAAGUGGGCCCGCAGCCAGGCGCCGCUCAUGUUGCGCCAGGGCCUGCGGCCAGCCUCCGUGCUCGCUUGGGUGAGUGGGCGCACGUGGAAAGGUUGCACCGGUGAUGUAUUUCUGGAAUUUGGUGCUACGUGAAGCUUUAAUCGUGAUGGAAGCUUUUGGUGUCGGCUGCGUGCUAUCGUGCGGAAAACCAAACAUUUGUUUUAACUGUUUCACUACCGCUUAAAGCCUCUCGCUUGCUUAAGUCGUCAGGGUGCUGGUAUGUCGGGCAUUUAUUGAUGCAAAAAUGCACAUCACGGAUUCUUUAUUUGCCUUGCAUAAACCUCAUGUCUAUCAACACUAAUCAACACAUUGCAUUUCUCUUUACUUCAAGCACUGGAAACUCAGUUACAACUAGCACAAAUCACUAUUUCCACAUCUCUCGAAGCGGAGACGCGUCCGGUCUGUGGCUCUCCUUCGGUGUCGCAGUGGCCGCUGGCAGCGACGUCGCCUGCCUAACACGAGCCGCGCGACUCUCCCUCGGUGUCGUGGCGGCCGCCGGCAGCGACGUCGCCUGCCUAACACGGGCCGCGCAGUGUGCUCUGCCCUAGCUUUCGCAGGUGGCCGCCUUGAGAGCUGGCUAUGCUCCCUCCCGCACGCGCAGCCGGGCUGUUGUGUGGCUGGCCGGGGAUGGGCUGAGGCAAUGCACC